Messenger RNA from Drosophila ananassae, 4850 nucleotides. RefSeq lists its product as uncharacterized. The coding region runs from base 53 to 4795 and encodes 1580 amino acids. The record is from RefSeq and is a predicted model, not a curated record. Gene Ontology annotation, molecular function: iron ion binding; monooxygenase activity; oxidoreductase activity, acting on paired donors, with incorporation or reduction of molecular oxygen. NCBI's taxonomy places the organism in Eukaryota, Metazoa, Arthropoda, Insecta, Diptera, Drosophilidae. The transcript has 11 exons.
GUUUGAACAGUUUCACAUUGGCAGUGAGCGAGCCAACAGAUAAGCAGAAAAAAUGCUCGAGAGGCGUUUGGGUCUAUAUUUAUUACAGUCGCAAAAAGCGGCUCUCUCUUCCAUUAAACAAAAAAGGUGGCAGACAAAUGUGGCAGCCACCAAUGAAGCUCGAACCGAUCCGGAAUGGUUGAACGCCAAACCCUUUGAAGACCUUCCCCGUGCCGGGGCUCUCUCCCUAUUCCCGAAAAUUGCCUUCCCGGGGGGCAAGUACAAAAAUAUGGAAUUUAUGGAAAUGAUAGAGGCUAUGCGCCAGGAUUACGGAGAUAUAUUCUACCUGCCUGGAUUGAUGGGAAGCCCAGCCUUUCUGAUGACGUACAAUCCCGAGGAUUUCGAGGUGGUAUUCAGAAACGAGGGAGUGUGGCCUCUCAGACCAGGCAGUGAGACAUUAAGAUAUCAUCGGACAGUGCACGGAAAGGACUUCUUUCAGGGCGUGGAGGGCAUUAUUCCCUCACAGGGUAAGUCCUGGGCCGACUUCCGAUCUGCCGUAAAUCCAGUGCUCAUGCAACCCAAAACUGUGAGGUUGUAUUACAAGAAAAUGUCCCAGGUCAAUCAGGAGUUUAUACAACGUAUUAAGGACAUCAGAGAUCCCGCCACCCAGGAGGUGCCUGAAAACUUUAUCGAAACUAUCAAUAGAUGGACUUUGGAGUCUGUUUCUGUGGUGGCUCUGGACAAGCAGCUGGGAUUGCUGAAAGAUUCGGGAAAGGACACUGAAGCCCUUGAGCUUUUCAGAAACCUGGACGAGUUUUUCUUGCUGACCGCUGAACUGGAGAUGAGGCCUUCGCCCUGGCGAUACUUCAAGACUCCCAAACUACAACGACUGAUGAAGGCUCUCGAUGGCCUCAGGGAUAUAACGCUGUCCUAUGUGGAGGAGGCCAUCCAGCGAUUGGAGAGGGAAGCCAAGGAGGGAGUGGUGAAGCCGGAGAGUGAGCAGAGUGUACUCGAGAAGCUGCUGAAAGUGAACAAGAAAGUGGCCACUAUCAUGGCAAUGGAUAUGCUUGUAGCUGGCGUUGAUACGACAUCCAGCACCUUUACUGCACUUCUAUUGUGCCUUGCCAAAAAUCCAGAAAAACAAGAAAAGCUUAGAGAGGAGGUUAUGAAGGUGCUACCCAACAAGGACUCUGAGUUCACAGAGGCGUCCAUGAAGAAUGUUCCUUUCCUGCGUGCCUGUAUCAAGGAAUCGCAGCGAAUAUAUCCUCUUGUUAUUGGUAAUGCUCGGGCACUUGCCAGGGACACAGUGGUUGGAGGAUACCGGGUACCAGCUGGAACGAAUGUCUCCAUGUGUCCCCUCAAUUCCUAUUUCAGCGAUAAGUACUUCCCAAAAGCUACGGAAUUCCAACCGGAACGAUGGCUACGACCUGCCAAGGAUGCGUCUGGAGAAUGUCCUGCAAAUAACCUGAGGACGAAUAAUCCGUUUGUAUUCUUACCCUUUGGCUUCGGAGCGAGGAUGUGCGUUGGUAAACGGAUUGUGGACAUGGAACUGGAGCUGGGAAUCGCUCGACUCAUUCGAAACUUCAACGUAGAGUUCAAUUAUUCGACGAAUAAUGCCUUCCGAUCGGCUCUCGUGAAUCUACCGAACAUACCACUCAAGUUUAAGUUUACCGACUUGGCCAAGGAGGAUGCCGAUUGGCUGGAAGCUAAGCCCUUUGAACAAAUACCGCGGGUGAACAUGCUAUCAUUAGUUAUGAAAACUGCCUUACCUGGUGGGAAGUACAAAAAUAUGGACUUAAUGGACAUGUUCGAGGGCUUGCGACAGGAUCAUGGCGAUAUUUUCCUAAUGCCAGGCGUAAUGGGUGCUCCGACAUUUGUAAUGACCAGCAAUCCAAACGACUUUGAGAUAGUUUUCCGCAACGAGGGCAUUUGGCCCCACCGUCCAGGCAGUGAUUCCAUUCGGUACCACAGAGAUGAGAAACGAAAGGACUUCUAUCAGGGCGUUUCGGGACUCAUCCCUAGCCAGGGCAAAGCCUGGGGGGACUUUCGAUCUAUUGUUAACCCCGUCCUAAUGCAACCCAAGAACGUGAGGCUCUACUACAAGAAGAUGUCUCAGGUUAAUAGGGAAUUUGUGGAACGCAUCAAAGAACUCAGGGAUCCUGAAACUUUGGAGGCUCCGGAUGAUUUCAUAAACACCCUCAACCGUUGGACCUUAGAGUCAGUUUCAGUUGUGGCUUUGGACAAACAAUUGGGUUUACUGAAAGAUUCGAAGAAAAACGUAGAGGCCCUCAGGCUUUUUGAAUACUUGGAAGAAUUUUUCGUGGUUGCGGCAGAUCUUGAAAUGAAGCCUUCUCCAUGGCGAUAUAUUACAACGCCCAAGUUGAAAAGAGUCAUAGCCGCUCUGGAUGGCAUCCAGGAGGUAACGCUGUCCUACAUUGAGGAAGCUAUUGAGCGACUGGAUAAGGAGGCGAAGCAGGGCAUCUUGCGGCCGGAGAGCGAGCAGAGUGUCCUGGAGAAGCUCCUCAAGAUGGAUAAAAAGGUGGCCACCAUCAUGGCAAUGGAUAUGCUGAUGGCUGGCGUGGAUACUACCUCUAGCACCUUUACAGCCCUUUUAUUCUGCCUCACCGAGAAUCCCGAAAAGCAAGAAAAGCUGCGCGAGGAAGUGAUGAAGGUUCUGCCCAAAAAGGACUCUGAAUUCACGGAGGCAUCUAUGAAAAACACUCCCUAUCUGCGAGCCUGCAUCAAGGAGUCCAUGCGAGUUCGUCCCCUGAUCUUCGGAAAUGGCCGUGCCCUCACCAAGGACUCCAUCCUCAGUGGUUACAAAGUGCCAGCUGGAACUCUUAUAUCCAUUCUAGCCUUGAAUUCUUAUACGAAAAAUGAAUACUUUCCCCAAGCUUCCGAGUUUCUGCCUGAACGCUGGCUAAGAAGUCCCAAGGAUUCAGAGUCACAAUGCCCAGCAAAUAGCCUGAAAUCCACGCAUCCUUUUGUUUUCCUUCCGUUCGGAUUCGGUCCAAGGAUGUGCGUAGGAAAACGCAUUGUGGAUAUGGAAAUGGAACUGGGCUUGGCCAGAAUCAUUCGCAACUUUAAAGUGGAGUUUAACUAUUCCACAGAGAACGCUUUCAAAUCGGCACUGAUUAAGUUGCCCAACAUACCUCUGAAGUUUAAAAUGAGCAAAGUUUUCCCGCGAAAUCCCGCGAAAAUGUUGAAAGUGCGCAGUGGAAUAUCUCUGAUUCGUUCGCAACCAGCGACCCUCUCUCUGGCCAAUCAAACGCGAUGGCAAACAAAUGCCGCUACAGCUGAGGCUAGGGAGGACUCCGAGUGGCUGAAUGCCAAGUCCUUCAAGGAUAUACCUCGUAUCAAUGCGCUCUCUUUGAUAAUGAAAAUGACAUUGCCCGGUGGGCAGUAUAAGAACAUGGAUUACCUGACCAUGUUCCAGGCUAUGCGUAAGGACUACGGGAAUUUACACUUUAUGCCAGGAAUAAUGGGCAAUCCGCCGUUUCUGACCACCUACAAUCCCAAGGACUUUGAGAUUGUCUUCCGCAACGAAGGCAUAUGGCCACAUCGUCCCGGCAACGAGGCAAUGCUGUAUCACCGUGAAGUGGUUAGGAAGGAUUUCUAUCAGGGCGUUAUGGGCGUCCUUCCCACACAGGGUAAAGCCUGGGGUGACUUUCGAUCUAUCGUCAACCCCGUCCUAAUGCAACCCAAGAAUGUUAGGCUGUACUACAAAAAGAUGUCUCAGGUCAACAGGGAGUUUGUACAACGUAUAAAAGAACUCAGGGAUCCUGAAACUUUGGAGGCUCCUGACGACUUCAUCGACACCAUCAAUCGUUGGACCUUGGAGUCAGUUUCUGUGGUGGCGUUGGACAAGCAACUGGGAUUGCUCAAGAGCUCUGGAACCGAAAAUAACAGCGAAGCUGUCAAGCUUUUCGAGUAUCUGGAUGACUUCUUCGUUUAUGCCGCAGAGCUGGAGAUGAAGCCGUCGCCCUGGAGGUACAUUACCACGCCCAAUCUAAAGAAAGUAUUGAACGCUCUUGAUGGUAUCCAGGAUGUUACAUUGGCCUAUGUCGAUGAGGCUAUCGAGCGAUUGGAGAAGGAGGCCAAGGAGGGAAUCGUGCGACCGGAGAAUGAACAAAGUGUUCUCGAGAAGCUUCUGAAGAAGGACAAAAAGGUGGCCACUAUUAUGGCUAUGGACAUGCUCAUGGCAGGCGUGGAUACGACUUCGAGUACGUUCACAGCCCUGUUGCUGUGUCUGGCAGAGAAUCCGGAAAAACAAGAAAAGCUACGCGAAGAGGUAAUGAAGGUUCUGCCCGAGAAGGACUCCGAAUUUACUGAGGCCUCUAUGAAAAACAUUCCUUAUCUUCGAGCCUGCAUCAAGGAAUCCCAGCGCCUUCGUCCUCUGAUUGUGGGAAAUGCCCGUGUGCUUGAAAAAGAUUCCGUACUCAGUGGCUAUCAAGUUCCUGCCGGAACCUAUGUAUCUCUUAUCCCGAUAAGCUCCCUCUCCAGCGACGAAUACUUCCCUCAGGCUUCUGAAUUCCUACCCGAACGCUGGCUUAGAAGUUCCAAGGAGUCGGAGUCCAAAUGCCCAGCCGAUGACCUGAAGGCGAAAAAUCCCUUUGUCUUUCUGCCCUUCGGCUUUGGCCCCAGGAUGUGCGUGGGCAAACGUAUUGUGGAUAUGGAACUGGAGCUGGGAACGGCGCGUCUCAUCCGCAACUUCAAGAUCGAGUUUAAUUAUCCCACGGAGAACGCCUUCCGACCGGCACUGAUUAACUUGCCCAACAUACCGCUUAAAUUUAAGUUCACCGACUUGCCCAACUAAAAUAUUUUUUUUUUCAAUGGGUGUGAUUUGUAAAUAAAUGUUCGUAUUUCAGCAA